GUAUCUCCCAACCUCAGGCGUCAUGGCUGCUUCAAAUCCCUCAACACUUCUUCCGCUCGAGUUAGUGGACAAAUGCAUAGGCUCACGCAUCCACAUCAUCAUGAAGAGCGACAAGGAAAUUGUUGGAACUCUCCUGGGCUUUGACGACUUUGUUAACAUGGUGCUGGAGGAUGUAACUGAAUACGAGAGCACGCCGGAGGGCAGAAGAAUCACACAGUUGGACCAGAUCCUCCUGAAUGGGAAUCACAUAACUAUGCUUGUUCCUGGAGGUGCAGAAAUGGUUGAUUAGUUCCUUUCAAGCUCAUGGUAUGUCUUCAAAGUUGCAUGGCAUCAUUUAAAAAGGAUAUCGUUGCCAAAACUUCUGAUCCUGAAAAAACUUUGAGGAUUAAAAGGCAAUGAUUCCGUCGGAGCGCCCUUUGAAGUCAUUAUGUUAAUGGUCAAACAUUUUUUAUGUUAUUAUUUUGAAAUAUUUAUUCAGAAAAAUGUGUCUGAAUUUCUAUAUUGUAAAUCUGCUUGUUUUAAUUUACUGAGAAUACUGAAGAAGUUUGUUGUUUUACAGUGAUGAAAUUACUUUACAUAUCUUGAGUUAAGUACAUUGUUCUUCACUUAAUUUUAUAUUUAUAACUUCUAAUCAGUAAUGUGACUGAUUUAUUUGUAACAGACUCCAUAUUUUUUGCCAUAAGAAUGUCAUCCCAUGUUUGCAGAAAAUACUCUUUGUACAAUGAAUUGAUACAAAAUGUCAAUCUCUGGCUGUGUUUUAUAUGAAAUACAGAUACUUUAAUAAAUGA
Penaeus vannamei (Pacific white shrimp) is the source of this 788-nucleotide messenger RNA. RefSeq names its product U6 snRNA-associated Sm-like protein LSm5. The record is from RefSeq and is a predicted model, not a curated record. Gene Ontology annotation, biological process: mRNA splicing, via spliceosome. Lineage: Eukaryota; Metazoa; Arthropoda; Malacostraca; Decapoda; Penaeidae. Gene Ontology annotation, molecular function: RNA binding. Gene Ontology annotation, cellular component: Lsm1-7-Pat1 complex; U6 snRNP; U4/U6 x U5 tri-snRNP complex.